AUGUCCAUAAACAAGCAGCUAACGUACACACAGGCCGUGGACAGCGGCAAUGACUCAUGGGUGUCGGAUUGUGGGAUGGAGGUAAACGCCUCGCUCGAGAGGUGGGACUCCGCGUCAGUGAGAUAUCAAGUCUUGCUGGGCGUGAAGCAUGAUGUCAUUGAUCAAGAGGACCCAGCGGAGUAUUCGAAAGGAGACAUCAUGGAACCGACAGACGAGGGGGGCAAAUCCUCGCAUAUCAAGCAAGGUCACAAGGGUGCUGACGACGCUGGUGUCCUGAAUGAAAAAGUGAUGUUCGCUCGAGCGCAAGCGUCUAGUCACAAGCGAGAGCUUUGCACAACAAAUGAGGCCUGUGUGCCUGCCGGGAACAUUUCGCCUUGGACCGCUUUGAGUUCGGCGCCAUCGAAGCGACAACAACAAGUAGUGGAUUGA
Molecule: messenger RNA, 429 nt
Organism: Postia placenta MAD-698-R-SB12
Lineage: Eukaryota; Fungi; Basidiomycota; Agaricomycetes; Polyporales; Adustoporiaceae
Exons: 3
Coding region: 1-429 (142 amino acids)
Source: RefSeq, a predicted model, not a curated record